AUGUCAAGCUGCAACAGCCCCGGGGGCCCUGCUGCCCUGGACUUUCCAGAAGUCCUGAAGUCCCUGCUGGAGUACUCCUUACCCUGGACCAACAAGAUGACAGAUAAAGAGAAGGAGAAGAUAAAGCUAGAGGAAGAUGAGGCAGCAGCUGCCAGCACUAUGGCAGUCUCGGCUUCCCUUAUGCCACCCAUAUGGGACAAAACUAUUCCUUAUGAUGGCGAGUCUUUCCACCUGGAGUACAUGGAUCUGGAUGAGUUCCUGCUGGAGAAUGGAAUUCCUUCCAGCCCUACUCACCUGGAUUUGAACCAGAAUCCACUCUUGCCUGUGGCUGAGCUGGAAGGAAAGGAGUCUGCCAGUGCUUCCACUGGUUCUCCCGCAUCAUCCUCUUCCACUGCAGUUUACCAGCAAUCUGAAGCAGCCUCCAGCACAGAGUCUCCCCCACAAAAUGAGAGAAAUACUCCCAGCCCCAUUGAUCCUGACUGCGUAGAAGUUGAGGUGAAUUUUAACCCUGACCCUGCUGAUUUAGUGCUGUCCAGCGUGCCUGGUGGUGAGCUCUUCAAUCCUCGCAAGCACAAGUUUACUGAAGAGGACCUGAAACCACAACCAAUGAUUAAAAAAGCCAAGAAGGUUUUUGUCCCAGAUGAGCAAAAGGAUGAAAAAUACUGGACCAGGCGGAAGAAGAACAACGUGGCAGCCAAGCGCUCGCGCGACGCUCGGCGGUUGAAGGAGAACCAGAUCACCAUCCGGGCAGCCUUCCUGGAGAAGGAGAACACAGCCCUGAGGACGGAGGUCGCGGAGCUGCGCAAGGAAGUGGGACGGUGCAAGAACAUUGUUUCUAAAUACGAGACCAGAUACGGACCCUUGUAAGCACACCCCCUUUUCCUUGUUAGGGCUCCUCGGUUUAGCCUUCUCUGCCUUCUGUAGAGACUCCCAGAAAUAAAGU
This is a messenger RNA of Indicator indicator, 943 nucleotides long. RefSeq names its product TEF transcription factor, PAR bZIP family member (gene TEF). Gene Ontology annotation, cellular component: nucleus. The record is from RefSeq and is a predicted model, not a curated record. The coding region runs from base 1 to 867 and encodes 288 amino acids. The transcript is spliced from 4 exons. Gene Ontology annotation, molecular function: RNA polymerase II cis-regulatory region sequence-specific DNA binding; DNA-binding transcription factor activity, RNA polymerase II-specific. NCBI's taxonomy places the organism in Eukaryota, Metazoa, Chordata, Aves, Piciformes, Indicatoridae. Gene Ontology annotation, biological process: regulation of transcription by RNA polymerase II.